This is a messenger RNA of Periophthalmus magnuspinnatus, 3750 nucleotides long. RefSeq names its product melanoma inhibitory activity protein 2-like. The transcript has 7 exons. Bases 115 to 3750 code for a protein of 1211 amino acids. The record is from RefSeq and is a predicted model, not a curated record. Lineage: Eukaryota; Metazoa; Chordata; Actinopteri; Gobiiformes; Gobiidae. Gene Ontology annotation, molecular function: protein binding. Gene Ontology annotation, biological process: protein secretion; endoplasmic reticulum to Golgi vesicle-mediated transport; vesicle cargo loading. Gene Ontology annotation, cellular component: endoplasmic reticulum exit site; endoplasmic reticulum membrane.
AUUGACUCAUUGUGAGCUGCAGAGAGGCAAUGUCCAAUUGUCCCAACAACUGGCCAAAGUGGGGAUUUGUUUAAUAUGGACACUUUUCUUUGAGAAAGUCCUUUUACUGACAUUAUGGCUGCUUCCAUGCUUUACCGGAUUAUUGGCCUGUUUCUGUUAAAUGUAAUUCACUUUACUUCUGGAUUGUUGUCUGACUACAAGAUCUGUGGAGAUCCAGAAUGUGAAAGUCGAAUGAGCAGAGUGCAAGCUCUCGAAGAUCACUACAGUAAAGACUGUCGCUUCCUGAGCUUCCGACAAGGAGAUAUAAUCUUUGUAUACCACAAACUGACCGGAAAGAGAGAGGACCUUUGGGCAGGCAGUAUUGAUAGAAGGUUUGGAUAUUUUCCAAAAGCGGCAGUCAAAGAAGAAGAAAUUUAUGCAAAGGCUGAGAAAGUACUAGAAACACAUCAAUCCGAUUUCUUCUGUUUGGAUGAGAAUGGCUAUCCAAUCGACACAACUGAAAAAGAGAAUAAUGCAGUUACUACAGACGAAGUAAUUAACCCAGAAGUUACUCAAAUAAUGUCACCAACACUCGAAAGCCCCUCUCAGAAAUUACAUGAAACAUUUGUUGACACAAAAACCAAAAGUGGACAAGAAGAAGAUGGAGACAAUGUUGAAAGUCCAAACGACCAAUCUGGUUCCUCUUCCUGGCUCAGAUCAUCAGUGACAGGACUGUGGGGGCUUGUAAAAAAAGGUGAUUCAAGUACUAACUCUGAAGAAGAUGCAACAAAGGAGAUGCCUGAAUUGUCUGUUACAUCAUCAGUCACUGGGUGGUUAGGGUUUGGAGCAAAACAUAAUGGAGAAAGUGGCGAAGAACUAGGAACUCAAGAUACUCAAGCUUCUAGUAAUCUUGACUCUACAAUGACUGGCUGGCUCAACUUUGGCAGUGAAGUGAAAGAGCAAGACAAUACCAAAAGUGCACAAGUUGACAAACCAGGUGAGGUAUUCAGGAGUAGGAAACUUGCUCUAGAUUUUGAAGACAACCAAGUACAUCAAGAAGAGAACAAAGAAACUGGGACACUUGGAUGGAUUGGUAAUGGAAUUUCAAGUACAUUAGGUUUUGGGUCAAAUAAUAAGGAUUCAGGAAAGGGUAAAUCUGAAGAAACGGAUAAAAACUUAGAACCUACAUCACAUUCUUGGUUUGAUGUUGGUAUCACAGAUAUGCUGGGCUUUCGAAAAGAUUUAGCUAAGGAGAACAUUAACAGGAUAGAAGAUUUACCAGUAUCAGAACAAAACACAGAUACUCUUCCCAAUAUACCACGGCUUGAACAAUCAAAACAACUAGAGAUAAUGGAGGAGAAGGUUGUAGAAAUAGACAGCACAAACUUGAACAAAGAUAUAAAACAAUCAAAUGAUGACUAUAAUCUCAAUACUGAAACAAAUGUUGUACAAAGAGGUUCAAGUAAUCACAAUGGCCCAGAAAUUAAGCCGGAGCACACGGAAGUUGAGCUUCAUACAUCAGAUGCAACUUCCAUGGAAGACAGUUCUAAAAGUGUUGAAUUUAAGGAUCCAAAACAGUUAGAUGAAGACACAACUAUUUCAAGUAACAGUAAGUCUACUUUUGAUUCUCAAGUAAUUUAUGAUCAAGAUGUUCAUCCUCUGCAAUUGGAACACAAUGUCACAGAAGGAAAGAUGGACUUAUUAUUAGAAAAUAAUGCAGACACACAGAUUGAUGAAUUGGCUCAAAAUGGCUCAAAGUUUGAAAUAUCAGACACAGGAUUACAAAUGAAUGAGGAAGAGAGUAUGCAAGUUGAGGAAUUACAUAGCUCAAAGGUUAAUGAGGCAGACAGUUCAGAAGUAAACACGAAUCGGGAGGUACAAGAUACUCUAGAAGACCAAAAAAGCCACCAGGAAAUGCCUAGUACAAUUAAGCUGAUUAACGACAUCCAGGACGUUUUUAAUGAUAAGAAAGCCAUGAGUGAGGAGGUGAUUGAAACAAAGCAGGAUGUUGUGGAUACAGACGAACCGCUUAAUGAACUCAAGGUUAAGGAUGAUGGAGAUGAGACACUUAUAGAGGAUGAAUUAGGACAAAUGAAGGAAAAUGGUGAACAGGAAACCAAUGAUAAAGCAGAGCAAAAACUGGAACUAGAUGUAGAACUGAACAACAACAAAGAAGAAAGAGAGAGUAGUGGAGAGAUGGCACAACACAAAGGAAAUAACUUGGAAUCUGUUGAGGACUCACACGAAGAAGGGAAAGAUGAAUUAAAAGGAAAACGAUGGAAGCUGGAUGAAGAAACGCAAGUUAUGUACAAGGGGGAGGAGGAGGAAGAGAACCCAGAAGAAGUAGCUCUGAUACAGGAAAGUAGCAAGACCAAUCUAGAUACAAUAAAUGGACAGCAACAUGAGAAUAAUAAUUACUUUUAUGAAGCUGAAAAGGAGGUUAAACAACAACCUGCAGUGGAAGGGAAUAUUAAUAUUGAAGAGAAUGUGGAUAGCGUGAGUCUUGAGGAACUACAAGAAAUUGUAUCCAACGAUGAUCAAGUCUCCAAAAAUAGCAAGGAGAGUAGUCUAGAAGAAAGCCAAAAUCUCAAACAUACAGAACAAAAUGUUUAUGAAGAAAUAAAUCAGUCAUUAUUUGAUCUAGUAGAGGCUACUAAACUAGUUCAACAAAUAGCUGAUUUGGAUGUUAAGGAAGAGAAUAUUGACAAAUUAGUAAAUGUAAGUCCUAAAUUUACUCAUGACCUAAACAUAGAUGAAAAUGAUAUGACGGAGGUUGAUAGCAGUUCUGGCAACAACAAGAUGGAAGAGGAAACAGAAGAACCCACAAGAACUUCAGAUGAAAUUGAGGAAGUAUUUGGGCUAUUUAAUAACACAAUCAGUUUUGUUACUACUACAGUCAAUAGUGAACCUACUGUAGAGACAACAACAGAUGAGCCACAAGUCAGUAUUAGUAAUCGUAUGGAGGAAGAAGAUGUCAAACUUAUAAAUAAUUCAAAAGAUGAUUCAACAGUUUUUUCGGCAUCACAGACCACAAUUUCACAAAGUUUCAGAGAGACCACUCUCAAUCCAAAAACACUACACAAACUUUAUAGCAAUAUUCUUACCUACAUGAAUGCAGAUGAGGUAAUGAUUUUAAUAUACAGUUUUGGCGAACACAAGUUGCAGUUUCUGGAUUACAUUUUGAGCAACCUUGACUCCGUGACCAGUGAACAUGAUGCAGAUCUAUCCAUACUGUUGGAUAUUGAAAGACUUUUGACUUACCACAUCGAAACAUUGAUGACUUCCAGGAUAAAAACUGAUAGUGGCGUUCAAGAGGAUAAGGAGAAAACCAGGACCCUUAUUGCUCUGCAGAAACUAGAAAUUCUUUUAGAAAAAGUAAAAGAGACAUUUAAUUUCAAAACUGACUUAGACAACAAUGAGCAAGAUAAGGAUAAAGAAAUUAUUUAUGAAAUUAUGGAGGAAACACACGGUACAGGAAAAGUCCAAGCUCAAGAUCAAAGACAUGAUAUGGAAGGAGUGACAAAUCAGAUCUUGCACAUCCUUGAAAAGAUGGCUACAGAAGCUCUAACACAAACUCAUGCUACACUGAAGUUCAUCACAUGGAUUACUGUGCAGCUAGAGACUUUCACAUCUCAGUUGUCAAGCAGGCUCCUUCAUAACAUCGCUGACAUUCCUUGCUCAGGCUGGGUAUAUGAUCUUACAGUGCAGGCUACAAGUCAAGCCACUUGGCAAGAGGCUCUGGAGAUAGGCUAUAUUCCAAGUUUUGAGUGA